UAAGUCAUAAGCUAGUUUCAGUUAUCAGGGAGUGACAAAAUGCAAAACAAAUGGCAGAUCCUAGACUUUUAAUAUACUCCAGAUAGAAUAUUUUUUCAUGUUAGACAAAGAGAAAAGAGAAAAUGCUAUUUUUUGUUCUGUUACUUCUGUGUUUGUUAGCUAGUGUUCAUUCUCCAGAACGUUGCUAUCAUCGAUUCAUUGGGAUCUCUGAUAUAAUCGAACUUCACCGAUUAGAUUUCCUGCAUGUUCUUUCUUCAACUUUCAUGCUCAUAGUUUGUUUCAGAAAGACUAGAACUUUUCUCUGCAAUGGCUAAAAGUGCCCAUGUUCCGAAAUUUGGCAACUGGGGUGGCGAAGAUAAUGUACCGUACACAGCUUACUUUGAUAGUGCACGCAAGAGCAAAGCUGGAGGUGCAAUGAUCAAUCCAAAUGAUCCAGAGCAGAAUCCGGAGGCCUUUAUGUUUGGAAGUGACGAUGACGUUAAAGUCUUCCAGGCUCCUCUUCAACACAACAUUAGUAAUGAUAUAGAGGCACCAAAGGAAAAUCACCACAGUGAAGGAAACAAAGGGAGCCUUAAGAGAAGUAGUAGUGGUAGUGGUCAAAAUUAUAAGAAUGGUGUGAAGAGUGUUACGUCGGAAACUAGCAGUGACAGAAGCAAUUCUAAUUCAAGCCUUCCAUCCAAUCACCGGAUUGCAAGAACUGAAAGGAAGAAAAACAGCAUUGACAAUAUUAGUUUCUAUCCUCCUUCGCCAGGGCCUAACAGACUGAGAAACGGACAUAAUCUGUACGAUGAUUUUUCCACUAGAUCAGCAUCAGUACCCAUGUUCGGGCAAUGGGAUGAACGAGACCCUACAUCAGGAGACGGAUUCACUGUAAUUUUCAAUAAAGUCAAAGAAGAGAAACAAAUAGCAGCCUCCAAAUUUCCUAUAGUUCCUAAUCAACCUGCCAAUAUGCCAAACACUCAGACCAAAGAUACCAGAUCAAAGCGAUGUUGCUGCCUAUUUUAGAUUCAGGGAACGGAAAGGAAGACGGAGAUCAUCGAUAUGCAUGCUUCAGUUUGUUGUUUCAGAUGCAUAAAUCAGAAUCCAAGUCUCUAUAUUUGAUGUAUUGAGAAAAAGAUUCUUAAGUAUUGCUAGUAGUUUGGUUUGUAGCUUGUACCGCAACUUAUUGCAAUCUGGUUUUUUCAGUUA
This is a messenger RNA of Daucus carota subsp. sativus, 1188 nucleotides long. Its product is annotated as RPM1-interacting protein 4. The transcript is spliced from 4 exons. Gene Ontology annotation, cellular component: plasma membrane. NCBI's taxonomy places the organism in Eukaryota, Viridiplantae, Streptophyta, Magnoliopsida, Apiales, Apiaceae. The record is from RefSeq and is a predicted model, not a curated record. The coding region runs from base 307 to 1005 and encodes 232 amino acids.